CCUUCGCUCUUGAGCCGCUUCAGCCGCCUUCUUUCCGUUAUCUCCGCACUUGUCAACAAGCUUUACCUUCAGUCAGUCCGCCACCAGGAGGGAGCAGGAGACUUUCCCCCCAUCCCACUAUUGUUGUGAUCUACAAUAAGUCAAUAACAGUUCCUCUGGAAGUUUUGGAAAACGUUUUUCAACCUCAAAAAAGUGACAUUUUGCUUACAACCGAGGGCGCAAAAAGAUGCUGGAUCGUUAUUACCAAAAUGUUUUAUCACUGCUCUUUGGAUGCGUGACUUGUCUUGUCCUGGCCUCUGUUGUUAAUGCAGACGGUCAGUUGUUCGUGUUGGACCAGAGAAACUCCUCUGGUCUGCUGGGUUUCCAAGACGCUGAGCGUGCUUGUGCCUCACGACAUGCCCGUUUGGCUUCAGCAGAAGAGCUCCGUCAUGCUGUGGUAGACUGCUUCUUCUCCCCAUGCACCCGUGGGUGGCUCUACGGGGGCGAAGUGGGGACUACGGUGUGUAAUGUCGUGGGCAGUGCACUGAAAGCAGUGGAUGUAAGAACAGAAAAUGCUACAGAGGACGCUGCACAUCUGGGUGCUUUUUGUAUCAAAGAUAAAGGCACGCCAUGUGGUGACCCUCCAUCCUUCCCUAAUGCCCGUCUGCAAGGGCAUGCAGGCUUUGAGAUGGGUGAUGAGCUGCUGUACACAUGUCUGCCUGGAUACAUGAUGCCCAGUGGGCAAAACGCCUUCAGUCUGGUGUGUGACAGCUGUGGAGAGUGGUAUGGACUGGUGCAGAUGUGUGUCAAAGAUGAGAAUGAAAGUCAUGUAGAUUAUGAAGACAAGUUCACAGAUUCCUACGGUGAGGUAGAGGACCACAGCAAGGACAAGAGACCAGAGGAGGCUAAUAGAAAGGCGUAUGAGGCGCAUGUAGCAGUCCUUCCUGGAGGGGAGAAGAUUCAGGAGCACUCAGAUGCAAUGUUCAAUGUCAAAGAAGAGGAAGAACAUCAAGAUGAUCAUGGCGAGCAGGAAGAUCAGGGAGAAGGGAUUGAGUACAGUAGCAAAGUGAGGGAAACUGCACAUGGACAAGAACAAGCUGAGGAAGAAACCGUCGAGGACUUUAUAGGCCAUCAAAGGUGGGAGCAAGAAAGGAGGCCAGUGGUCAGGACUGAUGAAGCAGCAGCAACAGAAGCACCCGUCUCCCUUCUCUCCCAAAAACAUCUCUUUUGGUUCCCAUCCGAGGCCUUUCAGGAGGAGGGACGUCCUCUGUCCACCAACUCUGCCACACAGACCACACAAAGAGCUUCAGGAGGCCAAUCAGAAGAGAGCAAGGAGCAUGACAGCAAAGAAAAGCACCACCAGCAUUCUGUUGAAUUUGACGACCGUGAUCAUGAGCAAGACAGAUAUGAUGACCAUAACGAUCAUAUCAACAACCGCCACCACAACCAGGACCGUGAUGACAGCCACCAUGACGAUCAUGAUGACCGAGAUAACCAAGACAGUCAUCAGGACGAAGAUGAUGAUCAUGAGAGCCAUUAUCGCCCUGCUCAGCAUGAUCUAAAUCUAAACACACGCGACCGCUAUGAAGACCACGAUGAUCAUGAUGACCAUUAUGACAUGGGAGAACAUGAAGAUGACCGUGACCAUGUUCGCUAUGGAGGCCACGAGUACGAUGACCAAGUUGACAAUUAUGAUGAACAUGAAAGCUAUGAAGAUCAUGAAGAUGUGACUGAUGACCACAGGGACCGAGAACACCCUGAUGCUUCUGAGGAGCAUCCCGACAACAAUGACCAUGACGAUGUCGACGGACAUUACGAUGAUGAGGAUGACACUGACCGGUUCUCUGAUCAUCAUGAUCGUGAUGAUCAUGACGACCAUGACAACUAUGAUGAUCACGACAGCCACGAGGAUGACGACCACCACCAUGUGAUCUUUUCAAUAGCACAUGAUCGCAAGAACAUCACACAGAAGGUCGCAGGUGGAGAAACUGCCACCACAGAUGAAACCUGGCUGGAUGGUUACCCUAUCGUUCACAAGGAAACAGACACAACUGAAACAACUGAAAAAGCAAGACCAGAGAAUAAAGAGAGAGGCACAGCUGUCAGGACAACAGACAGACCCAAUGAAGUGGAAGUUCGUAAGCCUUUUCCUUACACCAAACAACCAGAAGACUCCAAAUCUCCAACCACAGAGCCUGAGUUAGAGCAGGAGGGGGUAGAUCAAGCACAGCCAGGCAUUGUCCCCACUGCUACCUCAUCUAUUGAUCCUUCAGACACGCCCUCAUACUCCGACACCUUGGACUACGACACGCAACAGGCUGCUCCCACCAACUCCUGGCUUGAUGAUCUUACCGAGCACCCCUUCCUCGAUCACGGUCCAGCUCCACCCUUGAACGACAUCGACGUCAUUGCUGGGACUGGAUUUGUUGAAGAACACACCGUCCACAAUCUUCCUGGUGAAACUGGUGAGCGGGGUGAGGUGGAAGGUGAGAUGGGUGAGACAAUCUGUGUGGAUGAGAGCUGCCCUCCCCGACCUCCUAGCUCAUCAGGCCGAGGUCCCACCAUCGCGGCCAUAAUCGCAGCAGUGUGUGUAGUUGCCGUGGCAGUAAUUGUUGGAGUGUGGUGCUACCGACGGCAACUGAACAAGAGUUCAGUGUACGAGAUGAAUGGGAAGGGCCAAAGUCAAACCAGACAAGGCCAACAGAUAGAAAUGCAGCAAAAGGUUUAAAAAAAAUGGAGUAAGAGGAAUGGACCCUGACAGAGGGCAGAGACAUUUCAGAGGGGUAAGAAGAUUCGGAGGAAUUUGCAGGGAAAGCGCAGCCCCUCCUCCUGCUAGAUACUACUGCAUAGUUGAAUAUUUCAGAUAGGUAUAAAGAGGGGAUUUGUGCUACAGAUUGUGUUGGAAGAGAAAAACUUUACACAUAGGAAAGCUAAAAUUUCAGCAAAACAAUUUGAUAAAAGUAGGAACUGGUGUUUUAACAUAAUAACCCUGGAUGGAAGUAGUUAUGCCUCCCACUCUUUCAUUCCAUUUUCAUCCAACUUUGUUAUAUCUACCCAACUAUUUUUAAAGAUGUAGCAUUUAGGUGGACAGAUGGAGGGGCUGUGCCUGGACUGGACUCCAUAAUCUGAAAAAGGAGAUUAUAAGGAAAUAACCAUGUAGGAAAACCUCACCAGAGGGCAUGCCUGCCUGAACAUAUGAACUUCCAAACUUUGGACCUUGUGGUACAAAAAGUCUUUGUGUGAAGAUAUUGUCAGUUUUGAUGAAUGCUAUUUUGCUAGGUUUUUCUGUAUUGUUCCUCCAUUGCUUCUUGUGUUGUUUUAGUAAAAGCUACAUUUUUCAAAUUAUCCCACAACAAGAGCUCUGAAGUACAGCACACUUCUGCUCAUCGCUAUAGAGUUGGACAAGGUGUUAAUCUAAUAUUCCAGCUCAUGUCAGACCAGUGUUAAAAUGUGAGUAAAAGGAUGAUGAUGAUGAUGAUGAUGAUGAUGAUGAUGAUGAAAAGAGUAAGUGAGGUUAGUGGUAUUAAAAAUGAUCUGAAAUGAGAAAGAGUAGGGAAAAGAAGCAAACCCAAAAAGGAAAGAAGAGGUGUGAGUAAAGAUGCAUGACAGGAGAAACAUUUUAAGACUUUCCUGCCACUGUUACCUUUGGCAGUCGGCUGGUGUGAGUUAUGAGGGGGUGUCCAGACUGCAGAUUCAGCCCUUGUGUGUGUGUCUGUGUGUGUUAAAGACAGAGUGUGGUUGUCUGUAUGUGUGCUUGUGUGUGUCAGGUACAUGCAAUCCACUGGACCGUGAUGUGUCAUAUUUGAAGUUCCAUCUGAGGAACCAGAGUGGAUGCUGACAGCAUUCAGGCCAACCAGAGAUCAAACAGUGUGAUGUUACCACAGCAACAGUAUCAUAGUGUCAAAUUAUAAGGCUUACGGUCCAAAACACCAUAUGAAAGCCAAAUGGAAUUGGACAUUCAUACAUUCAUUCAUUUUCUGAACUGCUUAAUCCUCAAGAGGGAUACUGCAGUCAAUUAGGUGAUGGUGGAGUAAACCCUGGACAUGAUGCCAAUUCAUUGCAGGGCUUAGAAUUAGACAGUAUGACCUUUUUCCUGCUUCUAUAUGUUUAUCUCAGGUCAAAUGGCCAAUAAGAUGUGGAUGCUUGAAUUUGACUGUGGGCUGAGUGCUUAGUUUUACCUCUGUCAAGAUAUCCAAGGUUGUUCUCAUUUUAAAGGUGUGGAACAUACAUGGUGAAACAGGCAAUUUAUUUAAAAGUGUACUGUGUAGAAUUUAAGUGAUUUUUCCACUUAUCCACUCACAGUACAAGCUUGACUCACCUUGACUCAGCACAGCUUUUUCUGUAUUUCCACUGUGUGAGAGCAGAUCACCAAGUACUGUCAGAUGCUCUUUCAUGUACCACUUUUUUCAAGGAUCCAAACCUGCCAAAAUGACACUAAAUGUGGCAUAAGAUCAUGUCAAUCUCAGAAUGGUUGAGUACAAAUCAAUGCUGCAUCAAUGCUGAUGAUGCCACGAUGUGGAAUACCAAGCUCAGCGAGCAGAAAAUCUCCCCAAAUGCAGAAGAACAUUUUUAAAUUGGCUCUAUCUUAAUAAAUCAACCACAGAUAUGAGUCAUUUUAUUUUUGUUUUAUCCUCCUCCAUUGAUUCUUUACUCACAGCUACUGUCACACUAACGAUAAAGUCACAAUAGUUAUUAUUGCUGAUAACCAUCUGUGCUGAAGUAGCACUGUACCUGAAAUGGAAAUGCUAAACAGAGCCAAGUCUUACCAAGGUGAGUCACAGUGGUACUGGUGGCAGAAACGUGGCGUGUAAUUUCAGCUGAAUAUCCUUCAUGUCCACUUCCAGGUGGGAAUGGGAACUUACAAUGUCACCUAAAAAUGUGGAAAUCACUAAAGGAUCUCUUUGCAGACACUGUUUGGUUUGUCCACUUUCGGCCAUUGUAGAGAUAGGGUAGCACAACACGAUGGACUCUAUAGAGGGGGUCCGCUCUGGUAGGUUUUUGUCUAAGUCAAUGAUCCUUCUCUUGUAGUUAAGUCUUUCCAAGCUGAAUUCUUCAUUUGCCAUUUAAGAAUCCUUCUUACAAAUCAGAAAACACUUGACUGAAGAGUCUAUUGAGUGUACAAGUUACAUUAUUGAGGUUCAGAAAUGGAGAAUUGGGGUCCUCAAAGUUACACAAUGAUGACAAACAUGCCAACUACACCUAUUCAGUCAACAUACUUCAUUAACUAAAGCUGGAAUGUCACCAAUUAUUACACAUGUACAGUGUCAGUGGUAUUACAAUUUAGCACUAAUAAAUACUUUAUACGGACAAUAAUAAGAUGCUUGCAUAUUGCAUUUAGUUGUCCUUCCUCAUGCAGAGGAUUGUGGGUGUCGAAAGACCAGAGGGAAUUGCUGAGGAUUCAUGGAAGACUGGAAUUUUUCAGCUGAAUUUUAGACAUUGGAACAGUCCUUUAGAGAAAUCUGAUUAUGUAGCAUCCUCAAAAUGAAGCUGUUAACAAUCCUCUCUGCACAAUUUAUUCUAAAGUGACAAUAACACAGUGAUUUAUACUGUCAGAUGAGUAUACACUACUGAAAACAUAAGUAUUAUAAUUAUAUUCCUGAUAAUAAAUUUCCCUAAAUCCUACAGAUUGCACCUUUAAAAUUCAAUGUAUCUCCUAAUAGCUGUACAUUUACAAAUGUGGUUUAUUGUGCAUUCCUGGUUUAAAAACCCUUGUUGAACCUUUUACAGUGUGCUGUAGAUCUCUUGUCUGCAUACUGCACCUAAUAGCUGAGGAGCAUGUCAAAAUUUAAACAGAAGCAAAUAAAAAUAGAUAUGUAAAUAGGAACAAAAUGGUUUAAACCUAGAGAUUAGACCCUAGUUUAUUUAUAGUGAUGUAUAAAGAUUAUGAAAUGAACUGUAUGUCAAGUGCUUGUUUUUAUUGGCAUUGAGGAUGGUGGCUUGUAGAAAAGGUACUUUAUGGAGUCAUUAGUCAAGAGCGAUCAUUCAGUUUUUUUCUGGAUUUUCAAUUAAUCGUGUGUUCGAUUAAAAUAGAAUUUCUAAUUACAUUUCUGUAAAUAUCAGUUUUAACUUGCUGUAUGUACUGUGCUAUAACUGGUGCGUAGAAAAUAAACAGGGCAUAUUGUCCUUUAGCAGGACAGUCAAACACAGUGGACAUUAUUUGUCAGUUUUUAAUGUCUUACACAGGGUCUGCUCAUCUCCACUGCCUCUGCCUUUACUCAUAAUUUCACACAGCUGUUAAAACACAAGCACUGUACACACAAUGAUCUUAAGCAGAAAUAAAGACCACAUUGUAGAUGAUAAAGUAACAACCUGUCUACCCUCACAUGAUCCUCAGAUAGAUGGUAAUGAACGAUUUCAAAAUACAAAAUGACAUUUCAAAACAGACGUCACAAUAUUAAAGAUAAAACAGGAUGAAGUGUUCUUUAAUUGCUUGCUCUUUCACAUGACUUUAAUAUUUCAGUGUGUCUGCUUGUUCUUCAUCAAACAGCCUGAUAUGUGUGAUGUUAGGAUGAAGUGUGUACUAUGUUCUGUGGGCUACAAUAAACUCCUA
Molecule: messenger RNA, 6529 nt
Organism: Sphaeramia orbicularis (orbiculate cardinalfish)
Lineage: Eukaryota; Metazoa; Chordata; Actinopteri; Kurtiformes; Apogonidae
Gene: susd5
Product: sushi domain containing 5
Exons: 5
Coding region: 227-2707 (826 amino acids)
Biological process (GO): Notch signaling pathway; cell adhesion
Molecular function (GO): hyaluronic acid binding
Source: RefSeq, a predicted model, not a curated record